Molecule: messenger RNA, 552 nt
Organism: Perkinsus marinus ATCC 50983
Lineage: Eukaryota; Perkinsozoa; Perkinsida; Perkinsidae
Product: Neighbor of COX4, putative
Exons: 6
Coding region: 1-552 (183 amino acids)
Cellular component (GO): EMC complex
Source: RefSeq, a predicted model, not a curated record
AUGUCUCCGACUAAGCAGACCUUCACAUUGGAAGCUUAUGCGAAGCCUCAGCUGCACGCAGUGAAACAUCAACAAGAUGAUGUUAUAGGCCUGCUCCUGGGCUCGUCAGAAGAUACCAUAAAGGAAGCUGUGCCGUUGUUCCAUUGUGGAAUAGUGAGCACGCCGAUGAUCAAGUUGGCGCUUUCCUUGGUUGAAACUUAUUGCGAUAAGAAAAAGCUCAAAAUUUUGGCGGUAUAUACUUCUUCUGCUAAGCCAGGGCCUGUUGUACGACAAAUUGCUGAGGUUUUGGGUAAAUACGGAUCUAUUAUCGUCUAUAUUAUGCAAGUAAGAUCUAAGAAGGUGACACUGACCGGUUAUUCUGCUGAUGGUCUCCGGAAGGAAUCUCCGGACUGCUCAGUUGAAAUCCCUGAGGGUUCUGAUGAUAAAGUGAUCGAGAUGAUAUCUGCUUCUCGCUACGUUGAUGUGUACGAUCUAGAUGACCAUUUACACGACCCUAGUAGAGACAUUUUCGAUUACAAUAUAUCCGGUAUCGCCACUGUUGCCCUUGAAUAA